AUGCCUAGCACGUCCGGCCUUCGCGGGUUUUUCGGCCUCGUCCUGAGUGCGACCUUCGUCACCGUCGCCACAUGCCACAACCACUGGGUCGAUGUUUGGGCUUCCAUGCCACAGCAGGUAGAGCCGUAUAACCUGCCCAACCCGCCCUAUAACGGCACCGACGGGGUGUUCCGGAACACCACAAUCCGCCAGACCGUCUACCUCACGCAGGAUGCCUCCACCAUCCGGCUGCAGUUCAGCAACGCCUUCGGCAGCUCCGAUCUGCCCAUCACAGCCGCCACCGUGGCCCUGCCCGCGAAGGGCGCCGCCGGCUCGAGCGCCAUCCGCACCGACACGGUCCGGUACCUGACCUUUUCCGGGUCGCGCUCCUUCCAGGUGCCCAACGGCGCGCUCGUCGUCUCGGACCCGCUGCGCUUUCCCGUCAAGGCCCAAACCAGCCUGACCAUUACAGUGUACCUCGCAUCGGGCCAAGCCGGAUUCGGCAUCACGGGUCACCCGGGCAGCCGGACCUCGAGCUGGCUCUCCCAGGGCAACCUCGUCGCCGCGGCAGACCUCAACUCUUCUUCUUCGGUCACCAACGUGCAGCGCAUCGACAAGUGGUUCCUCAUCUCCGCCGUGCAAGCCUGGCUGCCGCCGUCUCACGUGGCGCUCGCCAUCGUGGGGGACAGCAUCACCGACGGGCGCGGGAGCACAACCAACGGCAACGACCGCUGGCCGGACCGGCUGGUCUCGCGCCUGCAGCAGUCCCCCUCCUACCAAGGCCUGCGCGCCAUCUCGGUCCUGAACAUGGCCGCGGGCGGCAACCGCAUCCUCGCCGACGGGCUGGGCCCGAACGCGCUAGGGCGCAUCGAGCGGGACGUGCUGGCACACCCCAACGUGCGGUACGCCGUCGUCUUCGAAGGGGUCAACGACCUGGGCACGGCGGCGGCCGACACGGCGACCCAGCGCGCCGUGGGCGACCGCAUCAUCCAGGCGUACGACCAGAUGGUGGCGCGGCUACACGCGGCCGGGAUCGCCGUGUUCGGCGCGACCAUCACGCCCAUGAGCGGGCCGGGCCAGGUGUACGGGGAUCCGGCGCGGGAGGCGGAGCGGCAGCGGGUGAACCGGUGGAUCCGGACGAGCGGGCGGUUUGACGGCCUGGUGGACUUCGAUGCCGUCGUGCGCGACGCCAAGAACGGGACUAUGCUGCGGGAGGAGUACAACACGGGGGAUUACCUGCACCUGAAUCCGGCCGGGUACAAGGCGAUGGCCGAGGCGGUCGAUUUGAGCUUGUUUGCGAGGUUUGCCGACGGUUCGGACGCCAUGGUGUAA
Messenger RNA from Chaetomium strumarium, 1311 nucleotides. Its product is annotated as SGNH hydrolase-type esterase domain-containing protein. The record is from RefSeq and is a predicted model, not a curated record. The transcript has 2 exons. NCBI's taxonomy places the organism in Eukaryota, Fungi, Ascomycota, Sordariomycetes, Sordariales, Chaetomiaceae. Bases 1 to 1311 code for a protein of 436 amino acids.